AUGGCGCCGUUAGACCUCGGCGCGUUCCACGCCGCGCCGCCGCCGCCGCCGCCGCCGCCGGGCGCGGAGGUCGAGUCGACGACGGAGACGGAGGCGCCGUGGACGUGGCCGCGCCCGGGGGUGCCGAUAUACCGCGACGUCGUCAUCAAGGCGUCCGCGAUGUGCAAGGACGAGACGGAGCAUCCGGAGGGCUGCGUCGUCGAGUGCGCGCGGAAGAGCUUCGUGCUGAUCCCGGAGUCUGGGAGAGUGACGCUGCACGGGCUGCGGUUGAAGAACGGCGGCGGGCGGCUCGGCGGGUUCGUGUUUAUCCAAGCCGGAGGGAGCGGGCACUUCGAGGACGUCGUCUUCGAGGGAAGCGCGUACCCGCCGGGGUCCGGGUACCACGCGACGCAAUCCGCGGGCGCCGGGAUUUUUUUGUCAAACGUCAACCGCAAAGACGGGAACAAACCGCAUAACAUAACGUUCGUCCGAUGUGCGUUCAUCGAUAACGUCGUCGCGGACGGCGACGGUGGCGCCGCGUGGGUCAGAUCCGCGGCAGACGGCUGGGUCAUAUUCGACGAGUGCGUGUUCAGAGGCAACGCCGCGACGACGGGGCAAGGCGGCGCGGUGUUCGCCACCGGCGGAAAAAUCAUCUUCGCCGCGUGCGACUUCAUAAACAACACCGCGCUCGCCGGCGGCGGGAUCUUGCUCAAGGACGGCGGGUUGAUAGGAGGGGUCCUCUUCGACGGCAACAACGCCACCGCGCGCAGCGGCGGCGCGCUCUUCAUCCCCGGGUGGAACGCGCUCGUGCAGGACAGCAAGUUCACGCGCAACGAGGCGGCGAUCGAAGCCGGCGCGAUGUUCGUGUACGGUCGCGCGGCGUUGUUCGACAACCUUUUCGAAGAGAACGUCGCGCGCGGCCCGGGGGCGUACGGCGACGUGUACAUGUGCAGCAACGCGAGCGCGUGCACGGCGUACACCCCGGAGACGCGAGCGUUUUACGGCCCCACGAAAGGCAAGGGCCCGUACGACGACCUCGACGAGAGGCCGCCCGUGCUCGAGCCGAACCAGGGAUACUUGGACCGGCAGGAGACGGGCACCGCGGACAUCGAGGGCGUCACCGGCGGGAUGACGGUCGCGGUCGACGACGACGCGAACGACGGUGGCGCGCGGGUGGGGUACGUCGAGGACCCGAACUACGACGUCGGGACGUGGCUCGUGCAGGGCGGGGAGUCGUACCAGGGCUCGACGGAGGACCACGGCGCGAAGUACCUGCCGCCGGGGUGGUCGUACCAGUUCCGCGCGCCGGAGUACCGACCGGAGGGGUACUGAUGACCUCGACCCGUCUCUCUCGCGCGACGAGAGAAGAGACGCGCGCGAGUGGUACGCGCGCACGCGUACUCACGCGUACUCGUACAGUGCCGCGUCCCGUUACAACAGCAAGAUGGUAGACCUUAGACUUAAUGAAGUGGUCGCAUACUCGUACAACCGACGUUCGCCCGCCGACACCGCGCGCUCCGCCGCCACCGCCGUCGACGCCGCCGCCGCCGAAGCCCGUCCGUCCUCGAGAGACGACGACCGCUCCGUUCAACACGCGGACGGGAGCGCGCGGGAAGUCGUCUCGCCGUCCGUCUCCGUCGCGCCGCUCCAGUGCGACGUGAGCUCCGCGACGUCCCACCUCGACACCGCGCCGUCGCCGUCGCCGUCGAAGACUCGAACCAUCGCCUCGGCUUCCCGCUCGGCGCUCGCGCUCGCGGUUCUCGCCUCGAGGACGACGCGGACGUCCGACGCGGUGAUCAGUCCGUCGCCGUCGCGGUCGACGGCGGCGAAGAACGCGUCGUCGUUCGAGAUUAAGCUCGAACCCGACCCCGGCUCGACGCGGUACGUUUCGAGAAUCUCGCGCCACCGCAGACGCGCGAGGUGCCGCAUGACGAGAAUCUUGAACGGGACGCCGUCGGAGGAGUUGAUGACCGCCGCCGCGGGGCCGCCGCCGCCGCCGCCGCUCCUCGCCGCUUCCGCUUCCGCGAUGCACGCCUCGUCCUCCGGAUCGCACUCGGCGUGAUGCACGGCGUUCGAGAUCCUCGCGCCGAUGUCGCGAAACACCGGGAUGUCGUCCGCGCCGUCCAACAGCCCCGCCCACGUCACGACGCGGUACGUCGCGUCC
Micromonas pusilla CCMP1545 is the source of this 2143-nucleotide messenger RNA. RefSeq lists its product as uncharacterized. The record is from RefSeq and is a predicted model, not a curated record. Lineage: Eukaryota; Viridiplantae; Chlorophyta; Mamiellophyceae; Mamiellales; Mamiellaceae. Bases 1 to 1311 code for a protein of 436 amino acids. The transcript has 4 exons.